Messenger RNA from Melanaphis sacchari, 2073 nucleotides. RefSeq lists its product as uncharacterized. NCBI's taxonomy places the organism in Eukaryota, Metazoa, Arthropoda, Insecta, Hemiptera, Aphididae. Gene Ontology annotation, molecular function: protein dimerization activity. The record is from RefSeq and is a predicted model, not a curated record. Bases 1 to 2073 code for a protein of 690 amino acids. The transcript is spliced from 4 exons.
AUGGAUAAAUUUAUUUCUUCCUGCCCUCGCGGUAAAAGAACGUAUGAAGAUGACUUCGAUGCAGAUGACCCUAUCCUUGGCCAUCCAGGACCGUCUCAACUUGAAACGCCUAGAUCUACUACUAACAAAACAACUAUUAUUGACGGAACACAGAAUUACUUAUUAGAUGGGAAGUACUAUAAAAUCGUUUCAGUCAAUGAGUCGAAAAUGGUUGUAUCGUGUCAACAAUGUUCAAAACAAAUAAUUGCCCAUUCAAAUUCGACUGGAAAUUUAUUAAGUCACUAUAAGCGUGUGCACUUUGGAAUGAUGAACAAAUUAAAAUUGUAUAAGACAGAAAGAUCCAGUAGUUCAAACAGCAUGUCAACAUCCAAACAAACCAAAAUAUGUCAUUCUACAGAUAAUUCUGGUUUCAGUAAAAAAUGCUCUAGACAAAAGGUAACUGAUUUAGUAUUCAACUACAUAGUAGAAGAAAUGAAACCUAUUUCAACUUGUGAAAAACCCUCAUUUAAAAAAUUAAUUACUGGCUUGACUAAUGAUAAUUUUGUGCCAGAUAGAAGAAUUAUUAAUAAAGAGUUAGUAAAUAAGUAUAAUUGUUAUGUAGAUGACUUAAUUGAGAAAGUCUCUAAACAAAAGUAUAUUUGUUUGACAACGGAUAUUUGGAGUUCAUUGAACAAAAGUUAUUUGGGAAUGACUAUGCACUAUAUAGAUGAAAAUACAUAUCAGCGUUUUUCAUAUGCUAUAGCUUGUCGAAGAAUAGAAGGUAGCCAUAAUUACAUGAAUAUUGCCAAAUGCAUAUCUGAAAUUUUGACGAGUUAUAGAAUUGAUGUUACAAAAAUAUCUCACACAGUCACCGAUAAUGCAACUAAUUUUGGCAAAGCAUUUCGCAUUUAUGCUCAACAAUUUACUGCUGAAUCAACGACAAAUAGUUACUUAACUUUAAAUGACCAAAGUAUUAAUAGGCUGAUAGAUGAUAUUGAUCAAAAUGCUGAAAGCAAUUCUGAACUAGAUUCAGAAUUUAUGGAAAAUGAACCUGAUGAUACAGAAGUGGUAAAUUUAUCUGAUAUUUUAUUAAAUUAUGAAGACAGUGGAAAUAUUGAUAAUGAAGAUGUUGACAUAGUUUUAUCAAACCAUAUGACAUGUUCUGCACAUACUUUAAAUUUAGUAGCUACAACUGAUACUUCCAAGAUAACAGAUUUAAUAUACAAAAAAAUAUCAAGAUCUGCCUUUGUUACACGAUGGAACUCAUUCUUUGAUUCCAUCAAAAAAAUUAUUCAUUGCCGUCUAAAAGUGAUCGAGUGCUUUGAACAAUUAAAGCUUUCCAAAUUAAAAGUGGCUGAAUGGAAUUUUUUGGUCGAAUACAUCAAAGUCAUGGAACCUCUAACAAUAGCAUUAGACAAACUACAAGGGGAAAAAUCAUGUUAUCUUGGAUAUGUAGCUCCAACUGUUAUUACAAUAAGACAUAUUAUAUUAAUGGAACAAAAUCAUUUGGUGUAUUGUGCAUCAUUAUCAAAGGCUAUUAUAAAAGGUCUAGAAAAACGGUAUUCGUUUAUUUUUGAUUUAAAAGAACCAAAAAGUAAGCCUUACAUAUUAACGGCAGUAAGUCACCCCAAGUUUAAAAUGGAUUGGAUGCCACAGCAAUUUUCAGAAAUAUGCAAACAGUUAUUUAUCUCUGAAUGUAAUCAAAUUGUUUCUGAGAUAAAUAGUGAAACUGGGAACUAUGCAGUAUCAGAAAAUGAUAGUGAGGAUGAUUUUUAUAGUUCGUUAUUGUCAAGUUCUCAAUCAUCUGGAAGUUUUGACAGUUCUAGUCAAAGAAGUGACAACAUGGCAAGUCUACAGGGUCUAUCUUUUUUAAAUUCAAAAAAAAAAGAUGGACGGAAAGACUUGACAACCUUGGACAACUAUCCAAUUGUGAAACAAAUAUUCCUUAAGUACAACACAACGCUUCCUUCUUCUGCACCAGUUGAACGUCUCUUUAGUAGUGGUAGUCAGAUCUUGGCUCCUAGGAGGAACCGUUUAGGUGACAAAACAUUUGAAAUGUUAGUAUGUGUUAAACCAAACAAAAUAAAUGAUUAG